Messenger RNA from Mesorhabditis spiculigera, 501 nucleotides. The record is from the annotation of a GenBank genome assembly. NCBI's taxonomy places the organism in Eukaryota, Metazoa, Nematoda, Chromadorea, Rhabditida, Rhabditidae.
AUGUUUUGGCUUUUUCUGUCUUUCGGAUUUUAUGGGAACGUCUUGGCAGAUGAUAAAAUUGUUUGCUAUCACAACAAAUCACUGCCGCCUUAUCAGCCCAACGUCUACCUGUGCGGCUCGACGUCAUCUUGCUGCCACUUCCGGGGCGAGCCCGCCUGUUGCCUCAAUGAUGUGGCUUUUUGGCCAUUCCUCCAACAAGUCAUCCCCUUCCUCGUCUUCUACCUGCUGACCCUGCUGGCCGCCAAGUCUGUGCAGCAGUGGUACUUCAGCGACCAGGACCCAGAUCUCGAGGAUCAGCUCUUCGACUUUAGCGGCCAGAAGGAGCAGGCGAAUACCUUCAUCUUCCCCCAGUUCGGCGAAGAUCACGUGGCGGACCCGAUUUUCGGGGCGGUCUACGAAGAGAAAACACCAAAGUACGCGAUGGCCGCCCAGGACAAGAUUGACUUUGGCUAUUUUGAUGAUGAUGGAGACAUGCAGGUGGAUGACGUCAAGAAGCGGAAA